UAUGUGAUUUCGCUUUACAUUGUAAUUCGCCAUGGCUUUUAUGAGAAGACUUAAUUGUUCGUUGCUGUAUCUGCUUACUUCAACGGCAUAUCUGGCUACCACCAACAAGGGCCAUUGCGGAGGAGGGACAUGGGGCGAGAUGUGUAAGGAACAAUGCCCACCUGGAUGCGCUACAUUUAGAGACGUUGUUCAUUGUGAUAAGCUGAAUGGAGAAUGCUUUGAGGGUUGCAUCAGUGGAUUGUACGGAGACACAUGUGCAGCGAGUUGUAGCACAGGGUGUUUGGAUGGGAAUUGUGAUCAGUUUGACGGAAAAUGUGUUCAGUGCAAAGAGGGAUGUUUUGGACCCGACUGUGGAAAUUGUUCAUCACAAAAAACUCCGUCAACAGCAGUUCAAAUAGCUCCAACAGCUCCCUUACCUCCAAGACAUGCCUGUUCAAAUGGAACAUUUGGUGACAAGUGUGACAAACCAUGCCCAACUCACUGUAUACAAUACACUGGCCGAAGUUGUAAUGAAACAACAGGUGUCUGUUUGAACGAUUGUCUCCGAGGUUUCUAUGGCGAGCGUUGUGGCAAACUAUGCAGUAGAAGUUGUGAGGACUCGGUUUGUCAAAGCGCGAGCAGGAGUGUGUCAGCUGCGAAAAAGGACAGCGUCUAUGCGGCGAUGUUCCUACAUCGAAUGACGCUGUGCCAAUAUCACUGGAUAGAACUGUGGGUUAUGCAUUUUCAGGAUUACUAUUUGUUUUGGUUACAAUAAUACUGAUCUUUCAAUGUCGACAUCAUCACCAAUGCAGAAACAGGCACACAAGUCCCGGUGAGCCUGUCAAUCCCAGAACAACACCAUCGUACCCAUCAGGUGUACGUGACUCUGACGUGACUGAAAACCAUAGAUACUGGGAGAUAGACGAAUCCGAGUUAGAACAAUCUGAACACAGAGUGUCGGGUGCUGAGACACAUAGGAGCGGGCAUGAAUCUGCUGUUACACCUGGCUAUGCGAGACCACGCGAGCAAUCAAUUAUGCAGAACCACUUGAUGGAUGGUAAUUGCGCCGAUACGCUUGACAAGAGUGUUCCUCUUCAAAGUACUCAUGAAUACGAAACUGUUGCGUCAUUCGACAAUAUCGUAAGCGAUUCCAGUGGCAUGUUAUAUCUGAGAGAUGAUGCUGGCGACAUCAGUGUUAGAUAUAUUUCAGCAGAGACGACAAUGUAAAAUUUCAGCUUGAAGUUAGGAUGACAUUAUGCUUAGUCUUCGGCAAUAAUUUGACAUUAUAUUUAGCUUUAUUGUUUUGCUUUUUUAGAAAUUGCAAUUACGUUUGUACUGCAACAAGCUUGAAUUACUCUUUAAGACUUCUAGGCCAUCAUUAUUCAUACUGCUGUAACCCUGUU
Molecule: messenger RNA, 1382 nt
Organism: Haliotis rubra (blacklip abalone)
Lineage: Eukaryota; Metazoa; Mollusca; Gastropoda; Lepetellida; Haliotidae
Product: multiple epidermal growth factor-like domains protein 11
Exons: 5
Coding region: 32-754 (240 amino acids)
Source: RefSeq, a predicted model, not a curated record